Messenger RNA from Panonychus citri (citrus red mite), 645 nucleotides. RefSeq names its product retinal homeobox protein Rx-A-like. The transcript has 2 exons. The record is from RefSeq and is a predicted model, not a curated record. Lineage: Eukaryota; Metazoa; Arthropoda; Arachnida; Trombidiformes; Tetranychidae. Gene Ontology annotation, biological process: regulation of transcription by RNA polymerase II. Bases 1 to 645 code for a protein of 214 amino acids. Gene Ontology annotation, molecular function: DNA-binding transcription factor activity, RNA polymerase II-specific; RNA polymerase II transcription regulatory region sequence-specific DNA binding.
AUGGACUCGAACUCUGGUUAUCCUUCGGGUAACACAAACGUGAACCAUAAUGAACUUUCUGGACCAAAAUCGAAACACCGACGGACCCGGACAACUUUUACAACUUAUCAACUUUACGAACUCGAAAGAGCAUUUGAAAAGUCGCAAUAUCCUGAUGUUUUUACUCGUGAAGAAUUGGCCUGUAAUGUCAGUCUAUCAGAGGCCAGAGUUCAGAUAUCCUCUCGAAUCGUGUUGGCAGCAGCAGCAGCCACAGCAACACCAACAAUAUCUUCAACUACAACUACAUCGUCAACACCUCAAGCAUCAUCAUUGUUAUUAACUCCGACUAAUAAAACCAAAGUAAUACCACCUUCAAGCUCAUCAUCUUCAGCCUCAUCUUCACCAACAACAACAACAACCUCACAGAUCUCUUCAUCUCCAUCAGCCACUUCAACACCCUCAGUAUUACUAUCAUCACUACCUGGUUUCAAACCGUCUCCUUCAUCAUCUUUACGGAUGAUGAAGGUACUGCAGACACAAAAGGACAGAAAAGGAGGUGUCUUACUUGUGGUCAACGAUAAUGGUCAAGGUGUAGGUGUUGGAGUUGGAGUUGGUUCCGAUGACUAUCCAAUGGUCAUUCUAAGGCUAGUUUAUCUUUUGGAUUAA